This is a messenger RNA of Pedinophyceae sp. YPF-701, 1467 nucleotides long. The record is from the annotation of a GenBank genome assembly. NCBI's taxonomy places the organism in Eukaryota, Viridiplantae, Chlorophyta, Pedinophyceae.
AUGGGGGGACGGAGACUGCAGCAGGUCAUUGCACGGGCGUGCACGGGCCUCGUGCGGGGCGCAGCGGAGGCCAGUAGGGCAGGGGCAGGAACCAGCGCCGCAGCCGAGCCCCCAUGCGUCCGACGGUGGGUGUGUACCACCGCCCAGCUGCGCUCGCAGAACCCGUCGGAUCGGAGAGGUACCCGUGACAAGAAACACCGCCGCCAGGGCAAGCCCGAACCCAUCCACACGCCGACGGUCGACGAGCAGGAGGGCGCCGCAGAGGCGGACCCCCCCCAGGAGGCCUUUUUCCACCGCUUCGAGGACGACGACGCGUACGACGUGCCGCGCCCGGUGCUCUCCACGCGCCGCGUGUCCGCGAUGAGCGCCGAGGACAUCGGCACGUACUUCAAGGUCGACGCCGCGACCUUCCCCGAGGGCCUGGCGCGCGGCGUUCUGCAGGAGUUCCAGGCCACCGGCGACCUGGGCCCGCGCAAGGGCGCGGAAGAUGACAAGGAGUCCGGGCGGGCGCAGCACGGGCACGGACACGGACACGCGCCCGGGGGGCACCUGAUGCUGCGGAGCGUGACGCAGCGGGCGAUCGACAGGCUGAAGGGGGUGUCGAGCGGGGCGGGGGGGGUGUCUAUCUUCCUGGAUGGCAUGCAGGGGUCCGGGAAGAGCUGCGUGCUGGCGAGCUGCGUGCAGUGGGCGCGGGAGAAGGAGUGGAUCACGUGGAACGUGCCCGACGCGGCGGUGAUGACCGAGGGGGGGCGCUUCCACAAGCACGAGGGGAGUGGGCUGUUUGACACCCCCAACGCGGCGCAGGCGAUGAUGCAGGGCCUCCUGGACGCAAACGGCGACCUGCUGAAGGAGGUGAAGUGCGCCAAGGCGUCCGAGCACGGGCAUGGCACGCUGCACGACAUCGUACUGGCGGGUGCGAGCCUUACGGGCGAGGCGACGGGCGCAGUGGACCUGUGCUUGGCGGCGCUUGAUGAAAUAUCACACCAGGAUCAAAAGGAAGUUCUUAUUGCCAUCGACAACUACUCGGCACUCUACUUCCUCACGGGCUUCGGCGAGUGGACGUCCAUCAAGGCGCGGCGGCCGAUCGCGCCGCACGAGCUGCGCCUGGGCCAGGCGAUGCGGCUCCUCGAGGGCAAGCCGCCGAAGCGCGGCGCGGUCGUGGCGGCGACGCACAAGGGCGGGCGGGUCACGCCGAAGCUCAACAUCCCCCACCCGCAGCGCAGCCGCGUCGAGGUGCCGCGCAUGUCGCGCGACGAGGCCGUCAGCGCGCUGUUCCGGUACCUGCAGUCGGGAGCAAUAGACCCCCCCCAGCAGCCCAGCGCUGGCGAGCUCGACCUCAUGAACGCGCUCACGUGCGGGAACUGGGCCGAAUUCCGCUUCCACGUCCCCGCGUGGCGGCUCUGGGCCAGCCGCGUCGGGCCCGAGGGCGAGGUCGUCGCGUUCGACCACCGCGGCCGCUCGCUGUGA